AUGCAAGUGGCCCGACUUGUAGAUGCAGAUCCCUCUCCCGCACCUUCGACUGUCGCCGCCGCCGCCGCCGCCGCUGACGGCGCGCAACACUGCCACCCCCGGCCCACCACCCCUACCUUUACCACAAACAGCAGCAUCAGCACCAGCACAACGUCGGUACCACCGCCGCCGCCACCGGCAACACUAGAACCAGCAGCACAAGCACCUCACGAGGAAAGAACGGCGCCCUCAGAACACUGCGCGCCUGCUUCUCGCACACACAAGAAAAGCCGCUGGGGCCAGCUGGCUCCCUGCUCCCAGCUCUCCCUCACAGGCCCCCGGCCGGCCGCCCGUGGAGCUCGCCGCCGCCGCCGCCGCCGCCGCUUGGAACAGCCCUGCCCCGACGCCCCGCCGGCCGGCAGCUCUGUGACGUCACAGGCGCCACCAAGGCCCCCCCGCGCCCCACCCGCGCCAGCCCUACGAAGCUGCCCUAGGCCACCGGCCCGACCGCCUCAGGGGGGCGCUCUCGCUGCCUUGCUGCUCCAGGGCCCCUCCGCUCCACGCCGCGGCCCGCCCCCGCCCCCGGGGCACGCGUCUUCCAGACCCCGGCUCGCCAAAGCCCUUCUCCACCGGGCGCUGGGCCAGGCCACUUCCCGCACCGACAGGGCACGCCACUCAUCCGCCUCCCACCCGUCCCGGCAGCUGUGCACCUAUGCCGCUGUGCACAGCUGCGCAGCUGUGCGUCGCGACCGGCAGCCCCCGACCCCGACAGGGACCCGGACCCGCGUGGCCCUGAAAACUCCGAGUGCGCGCUGCCUAUUGCCUCCGACGCGGGGAUCGCGCCGGGUGGAGGGGGCCCGAGACGCAAAGCAAGGCUGCGAGGAGGGGGUGGGCGCGCGCCGGGCCAUGGCCGGCGAGGAGACGCGCGGCCACACCGUCUUGCCGGCCUGUGGUGUGCGUGCCCUCGGUGCUUUUUCGCCUUGGGACCUUGGCCGGACCACACCUGCCUGCCUGCCUGCCGGCCUGCCGGGCCGCGUGCAGCCCAGCCUCCUGCUGGCCAGCCAACAGGGGGCCCUCCCUGCACGGGGCCUGGCGCAGGAGUCGCUCCCGGGAACGGUGCUCCACGCCGCUCGGCGACGGCGGCGGCGGCGGCGGCGGCGGCGGCGGUGGUGCCCGGUGCCCAUCUCCCACGCUCGCGGUCCCUGCACAGCCCCGAGCUCCGAUCCCUGCCCCCGCCCGCCCUCGCACGCCUCGCACCAGCAAGAAAGCCAGCCGCCAGAGGGACUGUGCGUCGGGGCGGGGGGUGGGGGGGGGCGGCUGCUGAGAGGAACGUCGGCGCUCAGCCGCAGCGGCCACGCCUCGCCUGCCCUGACUGGGAUUCGGGCGCGGGCCAGGCCGCUUCGGCUCCUGCCUUCCUCGGGCGACACCGACAGUCUCGCGGCGGCCGUGGACGGCAGAGAGAAAGCGCAGGACGGGCCGAGCACGCCUGCGUCCCUCCGUCCCUCGGUGCUUCCGACCGCCUCGCGCCCUGGGGUCGCCAGCGUGCCCGGAGCCUCUCAUUCAGGUGGCCCGUCGGCCUCCUGCUCAAAUGGAGCACAUGCCCACGGGGCGAGCAGUGACCAGGGUCCGGCGGUUGGCGGCGAGCGCCGCUGGGGCAGCGCCGGGGGCCGGCGGCCAUCGCCGCCGCCGCCGCCGCCGCCGCUUGGAACAGCCCUGCCCCGACGCCCCGCCGGCCGGCAGCUCUGUGACGUCACAGGCGCCACCAAGGGCCCCUCCGCUCCACGCCGCGGCCCGCCCCCGCCCCCGGGGCACGCGUCUUCCAGACCCCGGCUCGCCAAAGCCCUUCUCCACCGGGCGCUGGGCCAGGCCACUUCCCGCACCGACAGGGCACGCCACUCAUCCGCCUCCCACCCGUCCCGGCAGCUGUGCACCUAUGCCGCUGUGCACAGCUGCGCAGCUCGGCAGCCCCCGACCCCGACAGGGACCCGGACCCGCGUGGCCCUGAAAACUCCGAGUGCGCGCUGCCUAUUGCCUCCGACGCGGGGAUCGCGCCGGGUGGAGGGGGCCCGAGACGCAAAGCAAGGCUGCGAGGAGGGGGUGGGCGCGCGCCGGGCCAUGGCCGGCGAGGAGACGCGCGGCCACACCGUCUUGCCGGCCUGUGGUGUGCGUGCCCUCGGUGCUUUUUCGCCUUGGGACCUUGGCCGGACCACACCUGCCUGCCUGCCUGCCGGCCUGCCGGGCCGCGUGCAGCCCAGCCUCCUGCUGGCCAGCCAACAGGGGGCCCUCCCUGCACGGGGCCUGGCGCAGGAGUCGCUCCCGGGAACGGUGCUCCACGCCGCUCGGCGACGGCGGCGGCGGCGGCGGCGGCGGCGGCGGUGGUGCCCGGUGCCCAUCUCCCACGCUCGCGGUCCCUGCACAGCCCCGAGCUCCGAUCCCUGCCCCCGCCCGCCCUCGCACGCCUCGCACCAGCAAGAAAGCCAGCCGCCAGAGGGACUGUGCGUCGGGGCGGGGGGUGGGGGGGGGCGGCUGCUGAGAGGAACGUCGGCGCUCAGCCGCAGCGGCCACGCCUCGCCUGCCCUGACUGGGAUUCGGGCGCGGGCCAGGCCGCUUCGGCUCCUGCCUUCCUCGGGCGACACCGACAGUCUCGCGGCGGCCGUGGACGGCAGAGAGAAAGCGCAGGACGGGCCGAGCACGCCUGCGUCCCUCCGUCCCUCGGUGCUUCCGACCGCCUCGCGCCCUGGGGUCGCCAGCGUGCCCGGAGCCUCUCAUUCAGGUGGCCCGUCGGCCUCCUGCUCAAAUGGAGCACAUGCCCACGGGGCGAGCAGUGACCAGGGUCCGGCGGUUGGCGGCGAGCGCCGCUGGGGCAGCGCCGGGGGCCGGCGGCCAUCGCCGCCGCCGCCGCCGCCGCCGCUUGGAACAGCCCUGCCCCGACGCCCCGCCGGCCGGCAGCUCUGUGACGUCACAGGGCCCCUCCGCUCCACGCCGCGGCCCGCCCCCGCCCCCGGGGCACGCGUCUUCCAGACCCCGGCUCGCCAAAGCCCUUCUCCACCGGGCGCUGGGCCAGGCCACUUCCCGCACCGACAGGGCACGCCACUCAUCCGCCUCCCACCCGUCCCGGCAGCUGUGCACCUAUGCCGCUGUGCACAGCUGCGCAGCUGCGGGGAUACUCACCACUAUACUAACGAGGACGGCGGCCACCGCCCCCGCGCCCGGCCGCUCUCGGGCUGCCUGCCGACGCCUCCCCCUGCCCUCCGGCCCCCUGCCCACCACGGGCGCCCGGCACGUGCCCGACCCGACCCAACGCCACACCAACCGCGUCCUCCAAAGCGGCAGCCCCCGACCCCGACAGGGACCCGGACCCGCGUGGCCCUGAAAACUCCGAGUGCGCGCUGCCUAUUGCCUCCGACGCGGGGAUCGCGCCGGGUGGAGGGGGCCCGAGACGCAAAGCAAGGCUGCGAGGAGGGGGUGGGCGCGCGCCGGGCCAUGGCCGGCGAGGAGACGCGCGGGUGGGGGCCGGCGGCAGGGGGCUGGCCCGACGCGGCCCGGCUGCGUCCGGGGCCAGGGCUGGGCGAGGGCGCCACCGCGGCGCAGCCAGGCGCGUCGUCUGGCCGUGCUCCCCGUCGGCCGCCGCGCGCCCGCUCCGUCGCUCACCCAGACGGCCGCGCGCCUGGCGCGGAGCACCGCGUCCCGCCAAGGGCACCGGGGUUCGCGUCGCGUCGCGUCGCGUCGGGUCCCAGCCAGCCGAGCGGCCACGCGCACGCCCAGGCCCGCCGUCAGGAUGGCCGAGCGGUCUAA
Molecule: messenger RNA, 3774 nt
Organism: Balaenoptera musculus (blue whale)
Lineage: Eukaryota; Metazoa; Chordata; Mammalia; Artiodactyla; Balaenopteridae
Product: collagen alpha-1(I) chain-like
Exons: 14
Coding region: 1-3774 (1257 amino acids)
Source: RefSeq, a predicted model, not a curated record